CCCUGACAUGCACAUGAGUUCCCCUCGUUCACCUUGGCGGUGUCGUGUCAUAUCCGAUGUAUUCUCUAGAUGUGAAGCGUCUGCAGGACAAGAAGCAGCGCGACGCGGCAUGGAUCAAUAAGAAGUUGUCCGACGACUCACCGCGGGCCAAAGAGAGUCGCAUUCAGCGGGUGUAUGCCAAGUCCACGUAACGAAUCAACGGGAGCACAACAAAAACUGCACUACUUAAAACUGGCAUUAGUGAUGGCAUGUACAACGAGUACAACCAACGCGUGGGCAGUUGGGCGACCGCUACCGUGGACGAAUCCCCAGACUGGAAAUCCAACUACGGUCACUUGACCUCCGCGGUGGCAAACCCCAUGGUGUGGCCCCGAGAGCCCCAGAAAGAGUUGGGAUCUUCGUUCAUGGACGGAGGAAAGUACACCCCCCACGGCAUAUACCGAGGUGGGGGCGACUGCCUCGUGUCGCCCAUCCCCCCCGACCCGAUUAAACCCGUGUUUGACCAUGGCUCGUACGACGACCCGGUUGACUCGCCGUUUCGACGACGCGCCAAGACCAAAGAGAUUCAAGGGCCCCUUCGCUACAACACGGUCAUCCGGGAAUACCCAGACAUCCCGCACGACUUUGAUAGUACAUGGAUUGAACCCAAACCCCUUCCACAGUGGAGGUUUCCGGAUCCGUCCAAGUGGUCCGGGGGGGAGUUUGGGGCGACAUUCAAUUCGAGAGACGUGGCGACGUCGCUUCUUGAUGGCAUUGGGAUGCAGAAACACGCGCCGUCGAUUGCCGCCACAGAGCGCUUUGUCGUGCCCCGCAGAACGAACCCCCCGUUUCCAUCCCUGAAAAAGGGUAGCGGCGGGCAUAGUCCUGUUUGUCGCGCCAAGUCGGCCCCUCACGAGAAGCUGUACAUGAAUUCGCUGCUGUCGGUCAACACUGCCGCGAGCCACAUUGUCCUUCGAGAGUUGUCCCCGCACAAGCACACCAUGCAGCGGCAUCAGAAAUAAAAAAAUACAACCACUAUUGAACGUGC
Molecule: messenger RNA, 1027 nt
Organism: Aphanomyces astaci
Lineage: Eukaryota; Oomycota; Saprolegniomycetes; Saprolegniales; Verrucalvaceae
Exons: 5
Coding region: 249-1001 (250 amino acids)
Source: RefSeq, a predicted model, not a curated record